Oryctolagus cuniculus (rabbit) is the source of this 1564-nucleotide messenger RNA. It is a transcript of the gene PTN, whose product is annotated as pleiotrophin. Gene Ontology annotation, cellular component: extracellular region. The record is from RefSeq and is a predicted model, not a curated record. NCBI's taxonomy places the organism in Eukaryota, Metazoa, Chordata, Mammalia, Lagomorpha, Leporidae. Gene Ontology annotation, molecular function: growth factor activity.
UUAAUAAGCUUCCCAAUCAGCUCUCGGGUGAAAAGCACUCUCCCUCCCUCGCCCAGCCUGCAUCCUCUCCCAUCCCUCCCAUUCUCCAUUUCCCUUCCGUUCCCUCCCUGUCAGGGCGUAAUUGAGUCAAAAGCAGAUCAGGUUCCCCGCCUUCCAGUCCAAAAAUCCCGCCAAGGGAGCCCCAGAGCACAGGAAAAUCCAAAGUGGAGAGAGAGGAAGAAAGAGACCAGUGAGUCGUCUGUACAGAAGAGCAGAGCAGCGGCCGCCCAGGCAGGAGCAGCAGCGCGCAGGGUACCUGGACUCCAGCAGCGGCAAACCUCGCCCCUUCCAACAAAGGCAGCCUGAGCGCCAGGGAGGACAUUUGCAGCUCAAAAAUGCAGUCCCAACAGUACCAACAGCAGCGUCGAAAAUUUGCAGUUGCCUUCUUGGCAUUCAUUUUCAUUUUGGCAGCUGUGGACACUGCAGAAGCAGGGAAGAAAGAGAAACCAGAAAAAAAAGUGAAGAAGUCUGACUGUGGAGAGUGGCAAUGGAGUGUGUGUGUGCCCACCAGUGGAGACUGUGGGCUCGGCACCCGAGAGGGCACUCGGACUGGAGCAGAGUGCAAACAAACCAUGAAGACCCAGAGAUGUAAGAUCCCCUGCAACUGGAAAAAGCAAUUUGGAGCGGAAUGCAAAUACCAGUUCCAGGCCUGGGGAGAAUGUGAUCUGAACACCGCUCUGAAGACCAGAACCGGAAGUCUGAAGCGAGCCCUCCACAAUGCUGAAUGCCAGAAGACAGUCACCAUCUCCAAGCCCUGUGGCAAACUGACCAAGCCCAAACCUCAAGAAUCUAAGAAGAAGAAAAAGGAAGGCAAGAAACAGGAGAAGAUGCUGGAUUAAAAGAUGCCCCCUUCUGUGGGAUAUGAAAAGGACAUCAACAAACAGCAUCAGUUAAUGGUUGCAUUUAUACCUACUGUAGGCUUUGUAUUCAAAAAUUAUCUAUAGCUUAAGUACACAAUAGGCAAAAACAAAAAGAAACAAAAAUUUUUGUAGUAGCAUUUUUUAAAUGUAUACCAUAGUACCACUAGGGGCUUAUAAUAAAGGACUAUAAUCCAAUUUAGAGAGUUGACUUAUAGUACAUGUUAAAUGAUAGACAACUGAGGUAAGUUUUUUCAAGCUAUGUGGUAUUUUACAUUAAGGUUUUCUUCUUGUUUUUUACUUUUUGUUUCCUUUUGGCAACAAUUUAAAUGUUAUGACCAUGUAAGCUACUUCUCUUGAUAGGUAAUUUUUCACCUAGACCUUUUUUUUCCCAAUUCAGAAAAAUAUAUACUAAACAAAACAGCAAUAAAAUAUAUUCACUCUAUUUGAGGAAAAUAUCUUGUUUUCUACAAACGGAUUAAAAAAUUUAGCAAAAUGGGAGAGGGGUAGAGGCAGAGCAUGCCCUUGUUCAAUGUUGACUUUUUCUUUAAAAAAAUAUUGGAACAUAAAAAUCCUUUCAUUUUGGCAGAAGCAUUUGUGUUCUUGAUGAAAUUAUUUUUCCAUCUGAGGAAAAAAACUAGGAAAUAAAUCAAGGUUAUGCUGAAAAA